UUAUACAAUUAGUUUCAUAGGUGUUUAUUUAAAAAUUAUAAAAAUGUUUAACUAUAAAUAUCUCACUAGGGAACACCUAGAAGGCUUCGAUAAUUACAAGUAUAUGGCAAAAGACACAAGUCCCUUAAGUGUUUAUGUUAUGCACCCAUUUUGGAAUAAAGUUGUAGAGCUGGUACCACGAUGGGUAGCACCGAACGUCCUUACAUUCGUCGGAUUUCUUCUCACUGUCUUCGAUUUCGUUCUCCUCUCUUAUUACGACUAUGACUACACCGCUGCAAGUACUUCGGUCCACAACUUAACCAAUCCUGACCAACCUCUGAACGGGCAUCCUGAAGUAAUACCACAAAAGUUAUGGUAUUUACUCGCCGCGUUCCUGUUCCUCGCUUAUACUUUGGAUGGUAUCGAUGGUAAACAGGCUAGAAGAACGCAGACAUCUGGACCAUUAGGAGAACUUUUCGACCAUGGUCUUGAUUCUUAUUCAGUUUUCUUCAUACCUGCCUGUCUCUACUCUAUAUUUGGACGAUGGGACUUCUCUAUACCACCUAUUAGAAUGUACUAUGUGAUGUGGAACCUACUCCUCAACUUCUACUUGAGCCACUGGGAGAAGUACAACACUGGGGUACUCUUCCUGCCUUGGGGGUAUGACUUCAGCAUGUGGGCUUCAACCAUCCUGUUUGUAUGGACUGGUGUUCACGGCACAGGGUACUACAAACGGUACAUAUUUGGCAAUUAUACUCUGGCCAAUGGCUUCGAAUGGCUCAUAUAUGGUACGGGAAUAUUCACAAAUCUGCCAGUCGCACUUUAUAAUACUUACAGAUCGUACACUCUACGUACGGGUAAGAUGCGUUCAUUCAGUGAGGCGUUACGACCAUUAUGGUCUAUUCUAGCUAUCUUCACAGUGACCACGCUGUGGAUACAUAAGUCUUCUGUACUACCGGACUACGAUCUCAGAGCUGUCUUCUUAUUGAUAGGAACUUUGUUCAGUAAUGUUGCGUGUCGUCUGAUAGUGAGUCAGAUGAGUGGACAGCGCUGUGAGGCUGUGUGUGGACUUGUAUGGCCGCUGUGCGCGUGCGCAGCAUUAGCUGUACUACUGCCCUCAUACGAGAUAGAACUGCUCUACGCACUGACCACAUUCACUGUGGCCGCACAUCUGCACUAUGGCGCUUGUGUUGUACGUCAAAUGUGCGAUCAUUUCAGAAUAAGAUGUUUCCAUAUAAAGCAACGUACAGAUUGACUCUUAGAUGACAAUGCGUGCUAAGAUGACAUGACAUAAACACCGUGACAGUUCAAUUUGAUAUAGUACGAUCAACUUAUCUGACCCGGUCAGCAUAAUUGUAAUUAAUCUAACAAACUGUGGCCUGUUAGUUGUCAAAAAUUAUACAAAACCUAGUGACAUAGAGAAUGAAAGACAAGACUAGACAAGAAAGUAUAGGAUGUCAAUUUAGUAAUAUUUUAAUAUUGACAGGGUCGCUAAUGUGCAUCUGGUCAGAGAAAUUUGUUUUACUAUAAACAUAUAUUAAGAUUGAUUUUUGACAUUACUACAAGAACUUAAUUCUAUCUUAUAUAAUUAUCAGUGAAUUUCUGAGAACAUAAUCUAAUAUAUAAAAUUCUCGU
Molecule: messenger RNA, 1614 nt
Organism: Papilio machaon (common yellow swallowtail)
Lineage: Eukaryota; Metazoa; Arthropoda; Insecta; Lepidoptera; Papilionidae
Product: ethanolaminephosphotransferase 1
Exons: 9
Coding region: 44-1234 (396 amino acids)
Biological process (GO): phosphatidylethanolamine biosynthetic process
Cellular component (GO): Golgi apparatus; endoplasmic reticulum membrane
Molecular function (GO): ethanolaminephosphotransferase activity
Source: RefSeq, a predicted model, not a curated record